AUGUACAUGAAAUUUUGGCAAUACUCACUCGUCGAACCCGAUGGCUCUAUACGCACAGUCGACUACACUGCCGAUCCCAUAAACGGUUUCAACGCUGUUGUCACGAAAUCUGGACCCACAGUGCAUGCACAAGCGUUAGUACCUGGACCACAUGUUGCGCCAGCGCCAGUCGUAGUGCCAGCACCAGCGCCGUAUGCCCCAAAACCGUACGCACCCAUCGCUCCCAUCCACUACGACUACGACGAUUACGGUCAUGGUGCUCAAUACGAAUACGUGCCCCAAUAUAACGGUCAUUAUGGUGGCGGCGCCGGCUACAACGCUCACUACGACGGACACUAYGGUGGACACCACGGCGGUCACUAUGGCGGCCACUAUUGAGCGYGCGGCAGCAGCGCUCCCAGCUGAGUACUACACUUUUCGGCUACGUUAAUUGCAUUCGUUCACCAGCAGCAGCAAUUGACACUUCAAGCCACUAUAUUUUUUCCACGYAUAUCUUCCAUACUUACUUACUGCCUACAACUUACUCACCAAAUGCUUUGUACCCUUCAUAUAUUUUAUAACUGAAGCUAUUUACCGUCAAUGUCCAUCAAAGUAGUUCAUAAGUUUGUAUUGUUUACUUUUUAGUUUAUUUUUUUUUUUUAGUUUUGUUUUGGUUUUUGUAAUCAUAUUUUUAUUGUAUUAUUGGUUGUUGUACGUUAUGUAUAUUGUGUGCAAGCUUUAAAUUUUCAUUGCCGUACGUAUAUCCACCAUAUUUGUAACAAAAUAAUAUUUAUAAUGAACGUAUGUAUGUAAGUAAAGAAGAUGAUGUACAAUAUAUCAUUUUUAUGUAAUUUUUUUUUAAUGUAUAAUAAAGAAAUUUUUUUGUAAUGCGACAA
This is a messenger RNA of Bactrocera latifrons, 875 nucleotides long. RefSeq names its product cuticle protein 21 (gene Cpr62Bb). The transcript is spliced from 3 exons. NCBI's taxonomy places the organism in Eukaryota, Metazoa, Arthropoda, Insecta, Diptera, Tephritidae. The record is from RefSeq and is a predicted model, not a curated record. The coding region runs from base 1 to 378 and encodes 125 amino acids.